AAACCAUUAUCAGAAAAUUUUCUUGUAUAACAUGACAAAAUAUAUUAUAAGCACGUUUUCUAUAUAUGAUAAUAAUUAAAGAGUAACAACAGCCUUAUCUUUCAUUUUGGUUUUUGGUUCAAAAAAUGGUCCAAAUCAAAACAUUACCAUAAAAAGCAAUUAGAAAUUCUGAAGUUCACCAAGGUUUGUAAUUGUUGUGUAAGUGAUAGAAACAUGACAAGAAGAUGGUCCUUUUACAUGGAUGUUUUGCCAAUUUUAGUGAUCAUAGGACAGGAAACUAUUGAAAUGGCUUUACUCACUUUGUUCAAAGCAGCCACAAAUCAAGGGAUGAACAACCAUGUCUUUGUUGCUUAUUCUUAUGCUGUUGGUACUUCUGUUCUUCUUCCUGUCACACUUUUCACUAGAAGUAGAAGGUCAAUAGUGGUUUCUCCACUCAGUUUCUCCAUAGUAUGCAAAAUUGUACUUCUUGGUGCAAUAGGAUGUUCAUCUCAGGUUCUGGGGUAUAUUGGUAUUAAUUACAGUUCUCCAACACUUGCUUCAGCACUUGCUAAUCUAAUACCUGCUUUCACUUUCAUGCUAGCUGUCACAUUCAGGAUGGAAAAGUUAGCUGCAAAGAGUAGAAGUAGUAAUGCCAAGGUAAUGGGAAGCAUAAUAUCAAUAGCAGGUGCUUUUGUGUUAACUUUCUACAAAGGACCACCCAUCAUGAAUUUCUCAUCACUUCAUCAAUCAAUUGGCUUUCUCAAGUCAGUAGAUUCAAGUUGGGAUGUCAUUGCUGGCAUUCUCCUGAUAGUUGACUAUUUUCUGUCUUCACUAUGGUACAUUUUAGUGGUACAUAUCAUGAAAGAGUUCCCAGAUGAACUAACUCUAACCUUGCUUUACACCACAACUGCCACCAUCAUAUCUAUAGUUGUAGCUUUGUUAUCAGUUCCAAAUGCAAGUGCUUGGAAAAUAGGACUGAAUCUCUCACUUAUCUCCAUUGUUUCUUCUGCUAUUUUUGGAAAGUUUAUAGGCAUUGCAGUUUGUGCUUGGACAGUUCGCUUAAAGGGGGCAGUCUAUGUAACCUCAUUCAAGCCACUUCAAAUUGUUAUUUCUGCUGGCUUAGGUGUUAUGUUUCUUGGUGAUACUCUUCAUGUUGGAAGUAUAAUUGGAGCCACAAUAGUAUCGAUUGGCCUUUAUGCUAUAUUAUGGGGCAAAGCUACAGAAGAGAUAGAGGAAGAUGUUGGUAGUUUGGAGUCACCAUCUAAUGAGAAUGCACCUCUUUUGCAAAGCUCUAGAACUCACACUUUUGACAAUAAAACAAAUGGAACUGUUUAAAAUAUGGUUAUCAAAUCGAGAUUCAAAUAUGAACUAGAUUCCUUAUAUAUU
Molecule: messenger RNA, 1365 nt
Organism: Medicago truncatula (barrel medic)
Lineage: Eukaryota; Viridiplantae; Streptophyta; Magnoliopsida; Fabales; Fabaceae
Product: WAT1-related protein At3g28050
Exons: 7
Coding region: 214-1314 (366 amino acids)
Cellular component (GO): membrane
Molecular function (GO): transmembrane transporter activity
Source: RefSeq, a predicted model, not a curated record